Messenger RNA from Alternaria atra, 603 nucleotides. RefSeq lists its product as uncharacterized. The transcript is spliced from 2 exons. Bases 1 to 603 code for a protein of 200 amino acids. The record is from RefSeq and is a predicted model, not a curated record. Lineage: Eukaryota; Fungi; Ascomycota; Dothideomycetes; Pleosporales; Pleosporaceae.
AUGAAGACCUUCACCAUCGCUACCAUCGUUGCUCUUGCCUCUGUUGGCGCUGCUCAGCUUGACAACAUCCCGUCUUGCGCUCUCAACUGCUUCGUCGGUCCCCUCACCAGCGACGGCUGCUCCUCCCUCACCGACUUCGCAUGCCACUGCAAGAAGGGCGCUGAGCUCCUCUCCCAGGUCCAGCCCUGUGUUGAGGGUGCUUGCGAGGCCGCUGACCAGGCCGCCGCCAUCUCCGCUGUUGAGUCCACCUGCGCUGCCGCCGGUGUUCCCAUCAGCAUUCCCGAUGCCAGCGCUCCCGCUGCCAGCUCUGCUGUAGCCUCCGCUACAUCUGCUGCUGCCUCUGCUGCCUCUUCGGUCGCAUCAUCCGUCGCCUCUGAGGCUUCUUCCGUCCUCUCUGCGGCCUCCUCAGCCGUCGCAUCUGCCGCUUCCUCUGCGUCUGCCUCUCUGUCCGAGUCCGCCUCUGUGACCCCCACUCCUUCCGCCAGCGGCAACAUGACCGCUACUCCCUCUGCCUCCAUGUCCGAGUUCACCGGUGGUGCUGCUCAGGCUACCCAGGCUGUCGGUAUCCUCGGUGCCGCCGCCCUUGCCAUGCUCGCUUUGUAG